This is a messenger RNA of Drosophila grimshawi, 1119 nucleotides long. RefSeq names its product dual specificity protein phosphatase 18. Gene Ontology annotation, biological process: protein dephosphorylation. Bases 251 to 985 code for a protein of 244 amino acids. The record is from RefSeq and is a predicted model, not a curated record. Lineage: Eukaryota; Metazoa; Arthropoda; Insecta; Diptera; Drosophilidae. Gene Ontology annotation, cellular component: cytoplasm. Gene Ontology annotation, molecular function: protein tyrosine/serine/threonine phosphatase activity. The transcript has 2 exons.
UGUGUUUAGCGCCUAAAUGAGUCAGUCGACGUUUGCACGUCGGAAGAGAAAAUUCAGCAUUGUAUUUUCCGCAUUCACCCCAAAGAGUGCUAAAGACAAAUUUGUUUACGCAGCGACGAGCCGAAAAUUAAGUGAAGCAAAAUAGUUUUUAUAUUCUGUUUGGAAUUUGUGGAAUUUUUAUAUCUUGUGUUGCGCGCGAAACGAAAAACAUACAUAGAGAUCGUGUAGAUCGGGCAACGGACUCGUAAACAUGCAAGAAUUAAUUACUAUACCCAAUUUGCCAGCAGGCACACAAAAGAAACUCAGAAGCAUUGUGGACGACAUUAACAACAUAUCGCAAUCGGUAUUAGCCGAAACUAAUGAUACCAAUCGCAAGGACCUCGAAUGUCAAAUUCAGACGAAAUUGGAAGAUCACACACCCUAUCCAGGCAUAUCACGUUUGACGCCAUCGCUGUAUCUUUGUGGGGCUGCAGCUGUGGUUCCUGCGCAUCUGGACAAGCUAGGCGUAAGCUGUGUGGUUAAUGUGGCACCCGAACUACCGGAUACGCCGCUGUCCAGCGUUACCAAUCCAUUAUACCUACGGAUAAAUGCACAAGAUCGUGCCGGAGUUAAUUUGGCAGCACAUUUCGAGGAGGUCGCCGAUCUGAUCGAAGAGGUGCGCCUCAGUGGUGGCUGCUCCUUGGUGCACUGUGUCGCUGGUGUUAGUCGCUCGGCCUCGCUGUGCUUGGCCUAUUUGAUAAAGUACGGCGGAAUGAGUCUCCGCGAAGCGUAUACGCAUGUGCAGUCGCGAAGGCCCCAAGUGCGACCCAAUUCCGGCUUCUUUCAGCAGCUGCGGCAAUAUGAACAGGACUUGCGAGGCAGCUGCUCUGUUGAGAUGAUUUACUUUGCAUCCUUGGACAAGGAAAUUCCCGAUAUACUAGAGCCCGAAUAUCGAGCCAUGGAGGAUUUCUACCAAAGAUAUCGCACUUCGCUAAAAAAGCGUUAAGUUCAGUUUUAAUGAGUCCACUUUCCCUCGUGUUAAUCGUCUAUGUGAUAUGUGUGGUAGUUUUUGUAUAUAAUUUAUUUUUAGAAAAUUUAGUUGUAGAUCCUAACUAUUUGUAUGUAUUAUGUAUUGUGCUA